AUGGGGGCACCCGGGGGUGUCACCCGGUGUCACCCGGUGUCACCUGGGGUCACCCGGGGUCACCUGGGGUCACCUGGGGUCACUCGGGGUCACCUGGGGUCAUGUGGGGUCACCCCUUUGUCACCCAGUGUCUUUGUGUCACCCCCCCGGUCACCCAAUGUCAGCCUUUUGUCACCCAGUGCCACCCAAUGUCACCCUCAUGUCACCCCCUUGUCACCCAACGUCACCCUCAUGUCACCCAGCGCCACCCAGUGUCACCUUAGUGUCACCCAGUGUCACCCAAAGCCACCCAAUGUCACCCAUUGUCACCCUACGUCACCCCCUUGUCACCCAACGUCACCCUUAUGUCACCCAGCAUCACCCUAGUGUCACCCAGUGUCACCCCCGUGUCACCCAGUGUCAACCUUGUGUCACCCAAUGUCACCCAAUGUCACCCUACGUCACCCCCUUGUCACCCAAUGUCACUCUCACGUCACCCAGUGUCACCCAGUGUCACCCGGUGUCACCCAGUGUCACCCUACGUCACCCCCUUGUCACCCAACUUCACCCCCGUGUCACCCAACGCCACCCUUGUGUCACCUAGCGUCACCCUCAUGUUACCUCUUGUCACCCAACUUCACCCCCUUGUCACCCAGUGUCACCUUAAUGUCACCCCUAUAUCACCCAACGUCACCCCUGUGUCACCCAGUGUCACCCAACAUCACCCUUGUGUCACCCAGUGUCACCCUUGUGUCACCCAGUGUCACCCAGUGUCACCCAACGUCACCCUCGUGUCACCCCUUGUCACCCAGCUUCACCCCUGUGUCACCCAAUGUCACCUUCUUGUCACCCAACGUCACCCAAUGUCACCCCCAUGUCACCCAACCUCAUCCUUGUGUCACCUGGGGCCGCCCAGUGUCACCCAACGUCACCCUUGUGUCACCCAGUGUCACCCAACUUCACCCCCUUGUCACCCAACGCCACCCUUGUGUCACCCAAAGCCACCCCAAUGUCACCCCUUGUCACCCUACGUCACCCCCUUGUCACCCAAUGCCACCCUCAUGUCACCCAGCAUCACCCUAGUGUCACCCAAUGUCACCCUCAUGUCACCCAACACCACCCUUGUGUCACCCAACGUCACCCAGUGUCACCUUAAUGUCACCCAACGUCACCCAGUGCCACCCAACAUCACCCCCGUGUCACCCAUUGUCACCCAACGUCAACCUUGUGUCACCCAAUGUCACCCCUUGUCACCCUGUGUCACCCCCUUGUCACCCGAUGUCACCCUCGUGUCACCCAACACCACCCUUGUGUCACCCCCUUGUCACCCGAUGUCACCCUUGUGUCACCCAACCUCAUCCUUGUGUCACCCAAUGUCACCCAACCUCAUCCUUGGGUCACCCAGUGUCACCCAACGUCACCCUUUUGUCACCUGCGGUCACCCAACGUCACCCAGUGUCACCCAACGCCAGCUCCGUGUCACCCAGCAUCACCCUAGUGUCACCCAGUGUCACCCCCGUGUCACCCAAUGCCACCCAACGCCACCCAAGGUCACCCUACAUCAUCCCCUUGUCACCCAAUGUCACCCUCAUGUCACCCAACGCCACCCAGCAUCACCCAGUGUCACCCAAUGUCACCCAACUUCACCCUCGUGUCACCUGGGGUCACCCAGCGUCACCCAGCAUCACCCAGUGUCACCCAAUGUCACCCAACUUCACCCUUGUGUCACCUGGGGUCACCCAGCGUCCCCCAGUGUCACCCAACUUCACCCCCUUGUCACCCAAUGUCACCCUCAUGUGACCCAACGCCACCCAGUGUCACCCAGUGUCACCCAGUGUCAACCUUGUGUCACCCAAUGUCACCCUACGUCACCCCCUUGUCACCCAAUGUCACCCUCAUGUCACCCAACGCCACCCUUGUGUCACCCAGUGUCACCCAAUGUCACCCAACCUCAUCCUUGUGUCACUUGGGUCACCCAAUGUCACUCUCAUGUCACCCCACGCCACCCAGUGUCACCCAGCGUCACCCAGCAUCACCCAGUGUCACCCAAUGUCACCCAACUUCACCCUUGUGUCACUUGGGGUCACCCAGUGUCACCCAGCGUCACCCCUUGUCACCCCAACUUCACCCCCUUGUCACCCAAUGUCACCCUCAUGUCACCCAACGCCACCCAGUGUCACCCAGUGUCACCCAGUGUCAACCUUGUGUCACCCAAUGUCACCCAGCGCCACCCAGUGUCACCCUACGUCACCCCCUUGUCACCCAACUUCACCCCCUUGUCACCCAAUGCCACCCUUGUGUCACCCAGUGUCACCCAAUGUCACCCAACCUCAUCCUUGUGUCACUUGGGUCACCCAAUGUCACCCUCAUGUCACCCAACGCCACCCAGUGUCACCCAGCAUCACCCAGUGUCACCCAAUGUCACCCAACUUCACCCUUGUGUCACCUGGGGCCACCCAGUGUCACCCAACGUCACCCAAUGCCACCCAACGUCACCCAGUGUCACCUUAAUGUCACCCAACGUCACCCAGUGCCACCCAACAUCACCCCCGUGUCACCCAGUGUCACCCAACGUCAUCCUUUGGUCACCUGGGGUCACCCACGUCACCCAGUGUCACCCAAUGUCACCCAGUGUCACCCAAUGUCACCCAAUGCCACUCCUGUGUCACCCAGUAUCGCCCCAGUGUCACCCAGUGUCACCCAACGUCACCCUUUGGUCACCUGGGGUCACCCAACGUCACCCAGUGUCACCCAAUGUCACCCAGUGUCACCCAAUGUCACCCAAUGCCACUCCUGUGUCACCCAGUAUCACCCCAGUGUCACCCAGUGUCACCCAAUGCCACCCAGUGUCACCCAGUGUCAACCUUGUGUCACCCAAUGCCCCCCAACGCCCCCCCACGUCACCCAGUGUCACCCACCACCCCACCCCGUGUCACCCAACGUCACCCAACGUCCCCCCCUAACGUCCCCCCA
Molecule: messenger RNA, 2952 nt
Organism: Anas platyrhynchos (mallard)
Lineage: Eukaryota; Metazoa; Chordata; Aves; Anseriformes; Anatidae
Source: RefSeq, a predicted model, not a curated record